AUGAGCAGCCAAGAAAAACCCGUCGACGCUCCCAGCAGCUCUACCACAGGGAACUCCCAGCCAGCCUUACCCGCCGAUAGUACCACCACCAGCGCCGAAAACGCAGUAGAUGCCACAGACCAGACAGGACCUGAGGAACAGCGCCAGAUUCGCGGUAUCAAAUGGGCUUUGACCGUUGGCGCCAUCCUUUCCUGUGUGUUUCUGUUCGCCCUUGACACCACGGUCGUGGCGGAUAUCCAGCCGAACAUCAUCGCGUCCCUCGGCGAAUUCGAAAAGUUUCCGUGGCUCGCCACCGCGUACGCUUUGCCGGCUACAGCGCUCGCCCUGAUUCAAUCCAAGGUCUACGGCUUGUUCGACCUCAAAUGGCUCUACUUCACCUAUGUCGUCCUGUUCGAGGUCGGCAGUGCCAUCUCCGGUGCUGCCCCCACUAUGAACUCCCUCAUCGUCGGCCGUGCUAUCGCGGGCAUUGGCGGCUGUGGUAUUUACGUUGGCUCUUUGACCUUCUUUACCGUCGUCCCAACCUCUAAGGAGCGGCCUAUAUACGUUGCUCUGAUAUCGCCCGUUUGGGGUAUUGGUACCGUCUUGGGCCCAGUGAUCGGCGGAGGAUUUGCAGAAAGCUCCGUCGGAUGGCGAUGGGGCUUCUACAUCAACCUCAUCAUUUUCGCUCUCGUCGCACCGAUCCUGCUCUUUAUCCUCCCGUCUAUCAACUUUGGGAAAGACCGAUCUGUCAAGGAGAGAAUGAACGCAAUCGACUGGCUCGGACUGACCCUAUGGACAGGCUGGUGUGUCUCCUUCUUCAUGGCCAUUACCUUCGGUGGGACCGUGUUCGAAUGGGAUUCCUACAGCAUGAUCAUCCUAUGGGUGUUUGUUGGCGUUCUCUCCGUCGCGUUCAUCUUAUCACACAAGUUUUUCCCCUUUGUCAGCAAGGAGGAUAGACUGUACCCCAGUCACCUGCUUCGCAACUUCAAACUGGGCAUCCUGCAGUUCGCCACGUUCGCCGCAGCAUCGGCUGUAUACAUUCCCAUCUACUACAUGCCCCUGUACUUUCAGUUUGCGAGGGGCGAGUCGCCGGUUGAAGCUGCUAUCAAGCUGCUGCCCUUCGUGUUCAUGAUUGCUACCGUUUCCAUUCUCAGCGGCUGGCUCAUAUCGAAAUGGGGCUACUACACGCCUUGGUUCCUCAUUGGUAGUCUGCUGGCUGUUGCGGGAGGUGCUCUCAUGUAUACGGUGUCCGUUGACACGGAUGUGUCGGCGAUUUACGGAUACAGCGUUCUAUUGGGUAUCGGCGGCGGAUGUUUCAUGCUCACAGCCCUCGGGUGUGUCUCGGACGUCGUCGCCCCCGAGGAUGCAUUCAACGCUAUUGGAGUCCUCAGCCUUAUCCAAUGCAUCGGCAUCACUUUCUUUCCCUCCGCCGGUGGCAGCAUCUUCCAGAACCUGGGGGCUAGAUAUCUCGCUCCUGUACUGCCACCGGGAUUCACUGGGGACCCCAAGUCAAUUCUCGCAGGCGCGAGUAGUCCCGUAUGGCGGAGCUUCUCCGCUGACGUUCAGGCCCAGCUCGCGGCUACCAUUGUCGAAGCGAUGAACAAGAAUUACAUCAUGGUGAUUGUGGCAAGUGGCAUCACAGCCCUUCUUUCGCCACUACUUGGAGUAUGUGUAUCCCAUGCAUUUGAGACUCCGGAAGUAUACUGA
Colletotrichum karsti is the source of this 1686-nucleotide messenger RNA. RefSeq lists its product as uncharacterized. Gene Ontology annotation, molecular function: transmembrane transporter activity. Lineage: Eukaryota; Fungi; Ascomycota; Sordariomycetes; Glomerellales; Glomerellaceae. The coding region runs from base 1 to 1686 and encodes 561 amino acids. The record is from RefSeq and is a predicted model, not a curated record. The transcript has 2 exons. Gene Ontology annotation, biological process: transmembrane transport.